Silurus meridionalis is the source of this 2166-nucleotide messenger RNA. Its product is annotated as myocyte-specific enhancer factor 2A-like. Lineage: Eukaryota; Metazoa; Chordata; Actinopteri; Siluriformes; Siluridae. Bases 330 to 1652 code for a protein of 440 amino acids. The transcript is spliced from 11 exons. Gene Ontology annotation, molecular function: protein dimerization activity; histone deacetylase binding; RNA polymerase II cis-regulatory region sequence-specific DNA binding. Gene Ontology annotation, biological process: cell differentiation; positive regulation of transcription by RNA polymerase II. The record is from RefSeq and is a predicted model, not a curated record.
GAGAGAGAGAGAGAGAGCGUGAGGGGAGGGAGAGAGAGAGAAAGAAAGGAGGAGGAGGUAGAGGAUCGCGCGGCGGUAGCGCCUCAGUGCUCGGUGCUCUUUAGGCUGCGCGGAGAGAAGAGGAGAAGUGGAGCAGGUCGGUGUGAAGAAUGGCUCAGGACGUGUUUCAGGCGCACACUUUCCCUCAUUAACGUGGCCUGGUUUCUCAGACGGUUUUGGAUAAAACCCAUGAAGAGUUACGUUCUGCUAAGGACACGUUAGCAGACAAAACAUUCACAACCAGAUCACACAGAACUUUUGAUAUUUUUUGGACGAUCAAGGUGGCGAGAAUGGGCCGUAAGAAGAUCCAGAUUACUCGCAUUGUUGAUGAGCGAAACAGACAGGUGACCUUCACUAAGAGGAAGUUUGGCCUCAUGAAGAAGGCGUACGAGCUGAGUGUGCUGUGCGACUGUGAGAUUGCAUUAAUUAUCUUCAACAGCUCCAAUAAGCUCUUCCAGUAUGCCAGCACGGACAUGGACAAGGUUUUACUUAAGUACACCGAGUACAAUGAGCCUCAUGAGAGCCGGACUAACUCGGACAUUGUCGAGGCUCUUAACAAGAAGGAGCAGCGUGGUUCAGAGAGUCCAGAGGUGGACACGUGCUCAUAUGUUCUCACUCCACACACGGAGGAGAAAUACCAGAAGAUCAACGAAGAGUUUGAUAACAUGAUGCGCAAUCAUAAAAUGCCGGCUGUUUUGUCUCAGCAGAGCUUCUCCAUGCCUUUGACACUGCCAGUCUCUGAGCACGGUGUUCACUCCUACAGCAACAUCGGGACUCUGGGUGAGACCGGCAUGAUGUCUUCAUCCUCCAGCACGCUGCAGAGGUCUCCAGACACACGACUCACAGCUGGAGUGCACACUUCCUCGGAUCACACACCCAACGGUUUGCACUCUGCCUCAAUGGUGAAUGGCUACAUCAGCGCUCAGAGACAGAACGGCAUGGGAAGAGGACUGACAGCCAAGUCUGCAGCUCCCCCUUCAGGAAACCUCGCGUCCAUUGGAUAUAAGCCAGAGCUUCGAGUGCUCAUUCCACCAUCCUGUAAAAUUUCACCAUCUCUGCCAGAGGAGGAAGAGGGAAAUUUGAGGAUAAACAGCCCCCCAUCCAGCCAGUCAUUGAGCACGCACGUGGUCUCCAUGGCUACACCCAGUAUGCACCAUCAGGGCCUACAGUACCCUGUUAUGACAUCAGCAUACAGCUCAGAUUACAGUUUAAACAGUUCAGAGCUCAGUAACCUACAUGGAUUCAGCAUGGCAGACAGCCUGGCUUUGGCUUCACCAUGGCAGCAUAAUCAGACAGCAAUUCCUUCUCAGGGAGUCUCUCGUGCCCUAUCCCAUGUCUCUGAGCCAUCCUCCAGGUCCUCUCCAGUAAUGGAUAUAAAAGCUGAGCCUGUGUCUCCCCCAAUGGCUUUCCUUUCGGCCCCUCCAUCCUCUUCUCUCCACUCUCCAGCAGAAAGCCUCGCCUCCUCCUGCAGCUCAUAUGAGGGGAGUGAGCGGGACGAGCAGCACAGAGAUGCCCAUCCCUCUGUGCCCACCCUGGGUCAGGGCAGAGGCCCAUCAGAGGGCAUCAGGGGUCCGUCACUCAAAAGGCUGCGUACAGAGAGCUGGGUGACAUAACACUUAAUAGGAAAAGGCAGUUGAAAGGAAAAUAAUCUGAGAGCAAACUGUCUGGUCACUAUUUAUUGCAAAUAACAGUAUUGCCAUUGUCCCUUUUUGGUAUAUGUAGCAAGAUAUAUAGGGACCUAGGACCCAGGAAAAGGGAGUGUCCUGAAGAAAAUAUCUUCUUACAGGGUUAUACAGGGAUGACUAAUGAUGGUCAUACCGUUUUUUUAACAGAAAAACACAUUUAUGAAAAGCCUGUAGUAUUUUCUUUAAUCAGGGAAUGAAGUUCAGCUUUUAAUGAUAUUUGUAGUCGGACAUCAAGCCAAAAGUGUUUAAUAUUUGUAAAUGUUUCUACAGUUUUCUUUAUCGUUCUUCAGACUGAAGCAUGAACUUGAGCCAAUAAUUGCCUGUUUCAAACUAUAUUCUCCUUAGUACUCUGGACAUAAUAUCAUUUUCAAGAAAGGGUGUUUUCAUUCAUUUCUUUGUCAUACUAGCAUAUGCAAACAAAUAUAAGCAUUAUUAAAAUUCA